Molecule: messenger RNA, 1547 nt
Organism: Osmerus eperlanus (European smelt)
Lineage: Eukaryota; Metazoa; Chordata; Actinopteri; Osmeriformes; Osmeridae
Product: glutathione-specific gamma-glutamylcyclotransferase 1-like
Exons: 4
Coding region: 291-863 (190 amino acids)
Biological process (GO): glutathione catabolic process
Cellular component (GO): cytoplasm
Molecular function (GO): glutathione specific gamma-glutamylcyclotransferase activity; gamma-glutamylcyclotransferase activity
Source: RefSeq, a predicted model, not a curated record
CAAGUACACGUGUCUGCACCACUGAGAUAAAGUAGCUGGGACAUUGAAAGGACCAUAUGAGUCUCCUGUGAGCACAGAGAACGAGCCGUCCUGAAAGACGUCUACAGAAUAAGCACGAGUAUGACUUAGUAUUCUGGAGUUAUGCUUGAAGAUAGGGGUUUCUAGAGAACCAGACAUUGUGCCAAGUCGAGUGCAUUGGAAUGCAUAAGAAAGCAGAGUGACCAUCAUCAGUAAAAUCGGAGUUGCCCCACAAAAACUCACCCAUCUGGCUGUCAACUAACCGCAGCGCAAUGAAGCUCCAGGACAUUAUUGCAGAGAAAAGCAGCCUGUGGAUCUUCGGAUAUGGCUCUUUAGUUUGGAAACCAGACUUCAAAUUCAUGAGGAGCAAAGUCGGCUAUAUUAAGGGAUAUAAGAGGCGCUUCUGGCAUGGAGAUAAUUUCCAUCGAGGAGACAAAGACAUGCCAGGAAGAGUCGUCACUCUGGUGGAGGAUCAUGAUGCGUGCACCUGGGGGGUCGCGUAUGAGGUCACUGAUUCCCAGGUGGAGGAGGGUCUGCAGUACCUCCAUGUGAGGGAGGCCGUGCUAGGCGGCUACGUCACCAAGAUGGUGGAGUUCUCUCCUAGAGAGAAGGGCCAGGGUAAGAUACUGGCCCUGGUGUAUCUCGCUACCUCAGACAACCCCAUCUACCUUGGGCCCGCCACCCCGUCCGAAAUCGCGGCCCAGAUCGCCACCAGCAGGGGCAACACGGGCCACAACAUCGAGUACCUCCUCCGCCUGGCUGAGUUCAUGAGGCUGUGCUGUCCCGAGGUGGAAGACGAUCACCUGUUCUCCAUCGAGGCGGCGGCGUUGGCCCUCCUGCUCUGAGCUGAAGAGACCAACCUGCUGUGACGUCAGGCUGGACACUUUUGGCAGCCGGACGCCACUGUGCCACCGUCCCACCACAUCAACAACACUACUGUGAAGACUCCAUGAGACACUCCGCUCAUAAACAGUGUUGAUGUCGUCCAUGCUUUUUCUGUUUGAAUGAUUGUGGUUAUAAAUGCCUGGGAGAUUGAAAGAUGAGUUUGUCGGUUACAUGCUGAAAGUGCAAUGAUGAAAGACGUACAGUUUAUUUAGUGAGAGGGUCUGUAUAGGCUUUCUGACUUUCUGUUGCAAAAUGAGGACUCGUACCGUUUGAGAAUAAGCUCUUACAUGGUUGUUGAGGAACAAUAAUAUCUGAUAUUGUUACAUGUCCAAUCUUGAUGGACUUUGGCACUGUAUUACUCUCUUAAAUGUUGUUUGAAUUGAACAUGGGUACUGUUUUAAAGUCUUGAAGAAUAUGAUUGUACAUGCUUGUUUUUAACAUGUACAUGCCGUAUGAGUGUACCUGUUUGAAACUAGUUUAAGAUUGUAGGUCAUCUACAGUUCCGUUUGUAGAGGCUUGUGAAGAUUAAUGAGUUGCUCAAAGCAUUGUGUUUUAACAUGUUUACUUAACUUUUUAUAAAAGUUAUUAUUUUUGUGUAUUUUUUUCUUUCUCAUUCCGAAUCCAUUUGAAUAAAUGUUCUGAAA